Clonostachys rhizophaga is the source of this 459-nucleotide messenger RNA. NCBI's taxonomy places the organism in Eukaryota, Fungi, Ascomycota, Sordariomycetes, Hypocreales, Bionectriaceae. The record is from the annotation of a GenBank genome assembly.
AUGACUUCCUUCCUGCCACUCAUCUCGGAGCUUCUCCCCAUGAUCCUACCGAGCUCGAUACACGUUGUCCGCGCCAAGGAUCUUCAGCCCAAACACCCAACCGUCGAAGGCCCCGUCCUGCAGCGUCAAGCCUUGGUCGGCAAGUGCGGCAUGUGCGCCACAGUACUCACAAUCCGCCCCCACUCAGAGAGUGCAAUCAGGCACAACAGCGAACAAGACGCCAUCGUCUUUUUGGUGUCUGGUUCCGGGGUAUUCCUGGUCCAAGGCGGGCAGAAAGAGGGGGCCCAGCGUAAUGAGUUGACGCAGGGAGAUCUCGUUUUCGUGCCUUCCUGGACAGAGCACCAGCUGGUCAACGAAACUGAUGAUGACGCAGUGUGGCUCCUCAUCCAGAGCGGUUCGCGGCCUGUGGGAGCCGACCUGACUGACUGGGGAGGUGACGAGGUAUUCACCCGCAAAUGA